Molecule: messenger RNA, 588 nt
Organism: Batrachochytrium dendrobatidis JAM81
Lineage: Eukaryota; Fungi; Chytridiomycota; Chytridiomycetes; Rhizophydiales
Exons: 1
Coding region: 1-588 (195 amino acids)
Source: RefSeq, a predicted model, not a curated record
AUGAAAUUCUCAAUUGCCGUACUGUCAUCGAUACUUGCUGUCUGCUCAGUUACUACAGCUGGUCCAGUUUAUCCCAGUUCGGCCACAAAUGCUGAAGCUAGCACUUCAACUGAUGGAUCUGACUAUCCGGUUUUUCCUACAAAAGAUGGGCUUAAGAAAUAUUGCAGUCCAUUCGAUGAUAUUGAAGUGCCGUUGAUCACUGGUAUUGCAAAAUCUCAAGCUAGACUCGACAAAAUGUUGGAGAGACUUGAAGGCGUACGUCAUAAGGUUAAUGUUCAAAGAAAAGUGACUUUUGAAGCGGAGCAAAAAGUCGAGUCCCUGGAACAAACUCCGAGUCAGUUGUUGGAUAAUGCUAAAGAAGAGUCUGAUCUGCAUCAAAAAAAACUUAGAGAACUUGAACAAGAUUUGGAGGAACGUGUUAGGAGAGCUUCGGAUCUGAUCAAGGAAGAAGAUAACUUCAAGGAAACGCUUAUGCAGAACUUAUUGGAUAGAUCAUUGAUGGCUAGUAAUUCCUUACUGAGAGCAGUUCCCGGAUAUAGUAAAUGCUUCCAUUAUUUCUUUGAUUAUUUUAUGGAAAAACUCAUAUAA